This is a messenger RNA of Ochlerotatus camptorhynchus, 1549 nucleotides long. Its product is annotated as probable cytochrome P450 6d5. Bases 7 to 1524 code for a protein of 505 amino acids. The transcript has 2 exons. Lineage: Eukaryota; Metazoa; Arthropoda; Insecta; Diptera; Culicidae. The record is from RefSeq and is a predicted model, not a curated record. Gene Ontology annotation, molecular function: oxidoreductase activity, acting on paired donors, with incorporation or reduction of molecular oxygen; iron ion binding; monooxygenase activity.
ACGAAAAUGAUACCGCUAACGAUUGGAGUGGCGCUACUCUGCGUGGUCGCUUUUGCGUUGCUAAACUACGUCUUCGGCUAUUGGAAGCGGCGAGGAGUUCGACAGCUGACACCGUUCUCCCCGUUUGGCAACAUAGCGGAUGUCUUCCUCGGUAAGGCAUCCUUCCCGAAGGCCUGCGAGAACCUCUACGAACGUAGCAAACAAUGGCGCCUGCUCGGUGGAUACAUCCUCCUGCGCCCUAUACUAUUCGUCAACGAUCCCCAGCUGCUCAAGGACAUCAUGGUUCGGGAUUUUCAGUACUUCCAUGACCGUGGUUCAUACGUGGAUGAAGUGAACGACCCGCUGAGUGGACACCUGUUUUCACUGGCCGGCGAAAAAUGGAAACAUCUUCGUGCCAAGCUGACACCGACCUUCACCAGUGGAAAACUUAAGGGUAUGUUCCAGACCUUGGUUGAUACGGGCAUAGUGCUGCAGGACUACGUCCAGACGUACGCCAAAAAUGAGGACGUCGUCGAGAUCCGAGAGAUUGUGGCCCGCUACAACACGGACAAUAUCGCAUCGAUUGCAUUCGGUAUUAAGAUCGAUUCGAUUAACAACCCAAACGAACUGUUUCGUCAAAUGGGGCGUAAGGUAUUCGAGCCAAACUUCCGUAACAACAUGCGUGGACUGAUUAAUUUCAUGGUGCCGAAGCUGAACAAAUACUUGAAGAUUAAAUCCGUUGAUGGCGAUGUGGAGCGGUUCAUCCUGAGCGUUGUGCGGGAGACGUUGGAACUCCGGGAAAAGACUGCCGUCACGCGCAAGGACAUGAUGCAGCUGCUGCUACAGCUUCGCAAUACGGGAACCGUUUCUAUCGACGAACGGUGGGAUGUAGAUACGACCAGCAAGUACAAGAGCCUCUCGCUGGAGGAGGUCGCAGCGCAAGCGCACAUAUUCUUCCUAGCCGGAUUCGAGACAUCUUCUACGACGAUGUCCUUCUGCCUGUACGAACUGGCCAAGAAUCCCUCGAUUCAACGCAAGGUUCAAAAGGAAGUCGAUUCCGCGUUGGACCGUCACGGAGGCAAGUUGACCUACGAAGGCAUAAUUGAAAUGCAGUACUUGGAAUGCUGCAUUGAUGAAACCCUGCGGAAGUACCCGCCUCUGCCGGUGUUGAACCGAGAAUGCACCAAAGACUACAAGGUCCCCGAUUCGGACUUCGUAAUCGAAAAGGGAACGGCAUUAGUGCUUCAGAUCGGUGCAAUGCAGCACGAUCCGCAGUACUAUCCGGAUCCCAUGCGUUUUGAUCCGGAGCGCUUCCAGGAUCCAGACGUGAAGAACAAACCAUAUGCGCCGUUCGGCGAUGGACCGCGCAUCUGCAUCGGGCUGCGAAUGGGCAAGAUACAGACCAAGGUGGGACUGUCGCUGCUGUUGUCCAAGUUCGAUUUCGCGCUGUUUGGUCACGAUGAACCGGAGUUGGUAAUGGAUACGAAUAACUUCGUCCCUACGCCGGUGGAUGGAAUCAAUUUGAGGAUUAGUUGCCGCGGGUAGAGCCGACGUAAAGAGGUUACGGUCG